UGAAACUCAGAAAACAAGAUGGAAGUCAUAUAAUAAUAUUCCACACACCAAAUUUAAGAAAAAAUUAAAUAAAAAAUUCUGUAACGUUCAGAUUUUCAAACACAUGGGUUCUUUUGUUGACCGAAUUGAAACAGCUUUUUCCAGGUUGGUGGGUUGAAGUGGGGCAAAUCAAAAUCAUGUCUUUUGCAGCUCACUGACACAUUCUUCCAUUCAACAUUUACUCCAAAAGAAUACAAACUUCACCACUUUGAUUUGAAACUGUUCGUUCUUGAAACACUCAAAAGACAACCUGUUCUGUUAAUCACACAACAAUGGCUAUCAAAUCUUGGGAUGGAAGAAACAGAAACAGAGCUACCUAGGAGUUUCAGAAUGCUCUGUUUCAGAAAGAGCAAGAAAUUAGUAUUUGGACGUUUAUUGGAUUAGUCAAACCAUGGAAUUAUUAGUUUAAUCAUCAUGAACGAGAAAUCUGUGGGUUAAUUAAUAUAAAGUGAAUUGAUGAGAGACAAAAAAGAUGAAAAGCCAAAAGCGAAACGUUUACGGAGAUACCAUUUUUGUUCGUGCCCUUUGGCCAUGUUAUAAUGAGCCAUUGAACUUCUCUGUAUUACGAAAUCAAAAUGGAUCGGCUUCUGCUACAAUGGGUUGUUCUUAUGAUCUCCAUUACCACACUCUGUCAAGCUUGCCACCCUGCAGAUUUCAAGGGUCUAACCAGUUUCAAGUCUGCGAUUUCCCACGACACUUCCGGCAGGCUUGCCAAGUGGGUCGGCCGGAACUGUUGCGGCUGGGACGGCAUCUCUUGCCACAAUGCCACUGGCAGAGUCAAGGAGAUCAAUUUGCCAGGCUUCAUAUCCACUGGCGAUAUCCCCUUUCAAUCUGAGAUGAUGGGCUGUCUUUCUUCUUCAAUAACUCUGCUUGAUGCUGUUGAGAUCAUUGAUCUUGGAGGGUUGAUUGGCCUUGGUGGAACCAUUCCUAAAUUCAUUGGCUUACGCCUCCGCAACCUGAGGAAGCUUUAUCUUUAUGGCAACAAGCUGAGAGGUCCACUUCCUGAGAGCAUAGGUAAGCUUAUGAAACUUGAAGAGCUUGCUGUCCAUGAUAAUAGGCUGUCGGGUUCGCUCCCUGCAAGCCUUGGCAGCCUCAUGUCUCUGCAUUCCUUGCAUCUCGAUGGAAAUCGGUUUUCGGGUUCGAUACCGGAUUCGAUUACGAACCUUACGAAGUUGGUUCGGAUGGAUUUACAUAGCAACUCCUUCGUUGGUCGGAUUCCUGAGAGAAUUGGUGAGUUGCAGAUGUUGAAUGAGCUUGAUCUUUCGAACAAUUUCUUGAGCGGGAAGAUUCCCAUUUCCUUAACAAAAUUGACGGCUCUCUCUGUUUUGUAUUUGGAUAACAACAAUCUGGAGGGGCCAUUGUUGUUCCCGCCGGCUCUUGCUUUUCUUAGAUUGAGUAGUAACCGGCUUAGUGGAACCAUCCCUCCAAGUUUCGGGGAGCUUGUCUCUCUCAAACGAGCUUCACUUUCAAACAACAAACUUGAGGGGACAAUUCCUUCUUCUUUGGGUCGGUUAUCAGCUCUGUCGGAGUUGUAUCUUGAUUACAACAGAUUCUCCGGCGAAUUACCGGAAUCAUUUGGGCAGCUUUCGCAGCUCAUUCUCCUGGAUCUCUCUCACAAUUUCAUUAAAGGGCCGUUGCCGGAGAUGUCGUCGCUUCAAAACAUUCAAACCAUUGAUCUAUCUUUCAACCGUUUGAGCCUGACCGCGAUCCCCCAAUGGCUGGGUAAACUGCCAUCUCUUUCUAAAAUGUAUCUUGCAGGGUGCGGAAUCCGUGGCGAAAUUCCAGAGUUCUUGCGAAGAACUCCAAGUCCAAUUCAGGAACUGGAUCUUUCCCUGAACUAUCUUACUGGGAAAAUUCCAGAAUGGAUUGGAAGCCUCACUGCGCUCUAUUCACUAAAGCUAUCACAGAAUUCACUGGUUUACGAGAUUCCACAUUCCAUUACGAAAUUACAGGACUUGCGAGUGCUGGAUUUGCAUUCGAACAAGUUAACAGGCGACAUACGACAGAUCUUCAAGAUAGAACACGGAUUCCCAGAUGAUUCUUUAACGUACAUUGAUCUCUCCGACAAUAACUUCUCCGGGGAAUUUGAUCAAGUCGAUGUCGGACAACAACCAGCGAUCCAGUUUCUGAAUUUGUCGCAUAACAAUCUGAAAGGAAGAUUACCCAUCUCAAUCGGAGGUUUGAAAUCAAUACAAAGCCUGGAUUUGAGCUCCAACAAUCUGGGGUUCGACUUGCCAGAGGCUAUGGUGAAUGCCAACCAAUUAGAAACGUUGAAGCUGCAAAGAAACCAUUUUACUGGAAAAAUUCCAAAAGGGUUUCUGAAAUUACGAAAGUUGAAGGAAUUGGAUCUGUCGAACAAUCUGUUAGUGGGAGAAAUUCCAGCGGGGAAGCCGCUGAGCGAUUUCCCUCGAAGCGCUUACAUGGGAAACAGAGGAUUGUGUGGAAAGCCAUUAAACCCAUGUAAGCUUUGAUGGAGAAGAAGAUGAAUUCAAAUAUCUUAGCUAUAAGCAGUGUUAAAUUACUGAUCUUUUCAAAGAAAAAAACGUCAUAUCUCAUUAAAAAUUUGCUUUUUUAGUGAACUUUUUUGUAUGAAUACAAUGGCGAUGCACUUUACAGAA
Messenger RNA from Cucurbita pepo subsp. pepo (vegetable marrow), 2657 nucleotides. RefSeq lists its product as uncharacterized. The record is from RefSeq and is a predicted model, not a curated record. Lineage: Eukaryota; Viridiplantae; Streptophyta; Magnoliopsida; Cucurbitales; Cucurbitaceae. Gene Ontology annotation, molecular function: protein binding.